Diatraea saccharalis (sugarcane borer) is the source of this 4695-nucleotide messenger RNA. The record is from the annotation of a GenBank genome assembly. Lineage: Eukaryota; Metazoa; Arthropoda; Insecta; Lepidoptera; Crambidae.
AUGGCAACGUCUGGAGGGAAACGCCGGGAUGAGGGCAGUGAUAACUCUGACGACGAGCUUACACCGCUCGCAAAUGAGAUCUACGGAGGGAGCCAGAGAACAGUACAAGAAACGAAAGGAUGGGACGUGUUCCGAGAGUUCCCGCCAAAACAGGACAGUGUGUCCAUGGAGACGCAGAAAUGGCUGGAGUGCACAGUUCGCUUCAUGAAGGUGUUCGCAUACCUCAUCACCUUUAUAGUAGUGUUGGGCUCCGGCGUCAUUGCCAAAGGCACUGUCCUUUUUAUGACUUCGCAGCUCCGUAAGGACAGGAGGCUAGCUUAUUGUAAUAGGAAUUUAGGUAGAGAUAAACAAUUUCUAGUGAGUUUACCAGACGAAGAGCGUGUAGCCUGGAUGUGGGCGAUAUUAGCAUCGUUUGCAAUUCCAGAAUUGGGCACACUCAUCCGUUCAGUUAGAAUAUGUUUCUUUAAGUCUUCGAAGAGGCCAUCGUUUAUACAAUUUGUUGUGGUUUUCAUAGCGGAAUCUCUGCAUACAAUAGGAAUGGCCCUCUUAUUUAUAUUUAUUUUACCUGAACUAGACGUCGUUAAAGGAGCUAUGAUUACCAACUGCCUUUGCCUCGUACCUGCUAUACUUGGUCUGCUGUCGCGAAAUUCAAGGGAUAACAAAAGAUUCGUGAAAGUCAUUGUAGAUAUGGCGGCAAUAGUAGCGCAAGUUACAGGAUGUAUUGUGUGGCCACUCUCAGAAGAUAAACCAGUAUUAUGGCUGAUUCCAAUCGCAACUUUAUGUAUAUCGUUGGGAUGGUGGGAGAACUACGUAACACGGCAGAGUCCUAUAGGUUUCAUCAAAAGUCUAGGACGCCUUAAAGAUGAGUUAAAUUCUUCUAGAUACUAUACGUACAGAUUUAUGUCAGUUUGGAAAAUACUCCUUUUUAUGAUGUGCAUACUCUUCAGCAUUUGGAUGGAAGGUGACGAACCUUCGAUGUUUUUCCAGAUGUUUAACACAGGGUUUGGUCCACAUAAUAUUGUCGUCGAAGAAGUACAAAUUAGUCUGGGCGGAACAGUCAUACCGGAUUUAGCAAAUGCGACACUCACAGGAGAUUCUGUGGAAGUUGCUGCUGUAUACAAAUCAGCAUAUUACGUUAUGUUAAUACAAGUAUUUGCAGCAUAUUUUUGCUACAUCUUCGGAAAGUUCGCUUGCAAGAUUCUCAUUCAAGGCUUCAGCUACGCUUUUCCUAUAAAUUUAGUCAUUCCAUUGGUGGUUAAUUUUUUAAUUGCCGCUUGUGGUUUGCGGAAAGGAGAUACUUGUUUUUUCCAUGGAACAGUUCCAGAUUAUCUAUUCUUUGAAAGCCCACAAGUUUUUAGUUUAAGCGAUUUUAUAACUCGACAAAUGGCAUGGGUUUGGUUAUUAUGGCUAUUGUCCCAAACUUGGAUCACUAUACACAUCUGGACACCAAAAGCAGAACGUUUAGCAUCCACCGAGAAACUGUUCGUAAUACCAAUGUAUAACGGAUUACUCAUAGAUCAAAGUAUGGCAUUGAAUCGUAAGAGAGAUGACCAAAAGGAUGUAAAAACUGAGGACCUCGCAGAAAUAGAAAAGGAAAAGGGUGAUGAAUAUUACGAGACUAUUUCAGUUCAUACAGAUAAUACGGGCGCUUCUCCAAAGACAGUCAAAUCAUCGGAUCAAAUUACUAGAAUAUAUGCUUGCGCUACUAUGUGGCACGAAACUAAAGAUGAGAUGAUGGAGUUCUUGAAAUCUAUUCUGAGACUGGAUGAAGAUCAGUGCGCUCGCCGGGUCGCUCAAAAAUAUUUGCGUGUUGUCGAUCCAGAUUACUACGAAUUCGAAACACAUAUUUUCUUGGACGACGCUUUCGAAAUAUCAGAUCACAGUGACGACGAUUCUCAAGUGAAUCGAUUCGUAAAACUUCUAGUCGAUACUAUAGACGAAGCAGCCUCCGAAGUUCAUCAGACGAACAUACGUAUCCGACCACCGAAGAAAUACCCGGCACCAUACGGAGGAAGAUUGACAUGGGUUUUGCCAGGAAAAACCAAGAUGAUUUGUCAUUUGAAAGACAAGGCAAAGAUUCGUCACAGGAAACGGUGGUCCCAGGUCAUGUACAUGUACUACUUACUCGGUCAUCGUCUAAUGGAGCUUCCUAUAUCGGUAGACCGAAAAGAAGUGAUGGCUGAAAAUACCUAUUUGUUGACCCUUGAUGGAGAUAUUGACUUCCAACCACAUGCUGUCCGUUUGCUCAUUGAUUUGAUGAAAAAGAACAAGAAUCUUGGUGCUGCUUGUGGUCGUAUUCAUCCUGUUGGAUCAGGUCCUAUGGUGUGGUAUCAAUUGUUCGAAUACGCUAUUGGCCAUUGGCUUCAAAAAGCAACUGAACACAUGAUCGGCUGUGUACUCUGUAGCCCAGGAUGCUUCUCAUUGUUUAGAGGAAAAGCUCUUAUGGACGAUAACGUAAUGAAAAAAUAUACACUCCGUUCUGAUGAAGCAAGGCAUUAUGUACAGUACGAUCAAGGUGAAGAUCGUUGGUUGUGUACUCUUUUGUUACAACGAGGCUACCGUGUAGAAUAUUCAGCUGCAUCUGAUGCCUACACUCAUUGUCCUGAGGGUUUCAGUGAAUUCUAUAACCAACGUCGUCGGUGGGUGCCCUCCACUAUCGCUAAUAUUAUGGACUUGCUAAUGGACUACAAACACACGAUUAAAAUCAACGAUAAUAUUUCCACGCCGUAUAUUGCAUACCAAAUGAUGUUGAUGGGUGGUACGAUUUUGGGACCAGGAACUAUAUUUCUUAUGUUGGUGGGUGCUUUCGUGGCCGCAUUUAGAAUCGACAAUUGGACUUCGUUCGAGUAUAAUCUGUACCCUAUCAUGACUUUUAUGUUCGUAUGUUUCACGAUGAAAUCUGAAAUUCAGUUAUUGGUGGCACAGAUACUUUCAACAGCAUAUGCGAUGAUAAUGAUGGCUGUUAUCGUCGGUACUGCUCUUCAAUUAGGCGAGGACGGUAUAGGUUCUCCCUCGGCCAUUUUCUUAAUAGCUCUUUCAAGUUCAUUCUUUAUAGCAGCUUGUUUGCAUCCUCAAGAGUUUUGGUGUAUUGUGCCUGGUAUAAUAUAUUUAUUAUCUAUUCCAUCUAUGUACCUGCUUUUAAUUCUGUAUUCCGUUAUAAAUUUAAACGUUGUAUCUUGGGGUACGCGUGAGGUACAGACGAAGAAGAGUAAAAAGGAAAUAGAACAAGAAAAGAAAGACGCUGAGGAAGCUAAAAAGAAAGCAAAGCAGAAAUCAUUGUUAGGUUUCUUAUCGGGUGUAAACAGUAACGAGGAAGAAGGUUCAAUCGAAUUCUCAUUUGCUGGACUUUUCAAAUGUCUAUUGUGUACACAUCCCAAAGGCAACGAAGAAAAAGUACAACUAUUACACAUUGCAUCAACACUAGAGAAAUUAGAAAAGAAACUAGAUGUCGUUGAAAGGUCAGUAGAUCCUCAUGGUUUGAAUAGAGGUCGAAAACUGUCGGUAGGCCAUCGCGGCAGCACUAAUGGUGACCACCAACUAAACCCCUUAGCAGAAGGACCGGAAGAUGACGAUGAUUCAGAUUCAGAAACCGAUACACUCUCUACAUCACCAAGGGAAAGAAGGGAUGACCUUAUUAAUCCAUACUGGAUCGAAGAUCCUGAUCUCAAAAAAGGAGAAGUUGAUUUUUUGAGUCCGGCCGAAUUACAGUUUUGGAAGGAUCUCCUCGAUAAGUAUUUAUAUCCUAUUGACGCCAAUAAGGAAGAAGAGGCUCGAAUUGCCGGCGAUUUGAUAGAGCUUCGCAAUAAGUCAGUAUUUGCCUUUGUCAUGUUCAAUGCUUUGUUCAUAUUGAUAGUAUUUUUAUUACAACUCAACAAAGAUCAACUCCACGUGGAUUGGCCUUUGGGAAUAAAGACAAACCUUACAUACAUCGAGGAAACAGGCGAGUUAAUGAUUUCUAAGGAAUAUUUACAACUGGAGCCAAUUGGUUUAGUUUUUGUAUUCUUCUUUGCGUUGAUUUUGGUGAUCCAGUUUACGGCUAUGUUGUUCCAUAGAUUUGGAACCCUAUCGCAUAUAUUGGCAUCCACAGAAUUGAAUUGGUUCUGUACAAAGAAGUCCGAAAACUUAUCUCAGGAUGCUCUUCUAGACAAGAAUGCGAUAGCAAUAGUAAAAGAUUUGCAAAAAUUAAACGGUUUGGAUGAUGAUUACGACAAUGAUUCUGGAUCGGGACCGCAUAAUGUUGGAAGACGAAAAACUAUUCAUAAUUUAGAGAAAGCGAGACAGAAAAAACGCAACAUUGGCACACUGGAUGUUGCUUUCAAAAAGAGAUUCUUUAACAUGAAUGCGAAUGAAGGACCAGGAACGCCAGUUCUUAAUAGAAAAAUGACUUUACGAAGAGAAACACUAAAAGCUUUAGAAACGAGACGAAACUCCGUAAUGGCAGAGAGACGGAAAUCUCAAAUGCAGACACUUGGUGCCAACAACGAAUACGGCGUAACGGGAAUGCUCAACAAUAAUUUAGGUGUGCCGCGGCACAGAACGUCAACGGCCAAUAUUUCUGUUAAGGAUGUAUUUGCCGAGCCCAACGGGGGUCAAGUGAAUCGUGGAUAUGAAACGUCAUUGGGCGAUGAAGACGAUACCAACUCCAUGAGACUUCAACCGAGGCAAAACCAAGUCUCCUUCCAGAGAUAUCAAUAA